GGGUUAAGGAACAACUUACAAGAGAGAAUGACGAUCUUAAACAGAAAAAUGCCAGCCUUGAGCAGCAGAAGGAUGAGCUGGAAGUACGAAUGAGUGCUCUGCGUUCUCAGUAUGAUGGGCGGAUUUCUCGUCUAGAGAGGGAUUUAAGAGAGCAACUAGAACGGCACCAUGAACAACGUGAGGAGCCUCAAGAAACUACCAGGUGCAAGCACUUCUGAAACUCCAACUGCAAACAUUAAGCCAACUCCAAGUAAAGUGAUUACGGCUCCUGUACCGGUAAACAAAUCCACGCCUAGAGCUAGCAUUCGUCCUAUGGUUACUCCUGCAGCUGUUUCCACUCCAACCCCGACAGCAACAGUCAUGCCUAAAACCCAAGUUGAUACACAAGAAGGUAUGGACCAGAUAUAAAAUGUCUCUUCAUAGUAGGGAUGCACCGAAUCCAGGAUUUGGUUGACCAGAGCAAUCCCUGGGUGGAGUAAUUGCACAACCAGGUCAUACCUUCUAACAUUGGACUUGAAUACCAACUUGAACUUUUAUACUAAAACUUUUAUUGCUAAAGCCCUGUUUCAAGCCAAAAGGAUGCUUACUUUGCAUUGGAAGGACUCCUCUCCCCCAUUGGUGCGUGAAUGGCAUAAAGCGAUGAAAGAUCAAGCAGCAAUGGAAAAAGCAAUAAUGGUCAAAAAAGGCCGCUUGGACAAAAACACCCUUAUCUGGCAGUACUGGACGGUAAACCAAAAUACACCGCCCUUCCCCUCUCGGGGGAAACGAAAAUGGGGUUAUGAAGAAGAAGAGCAAGAAGAUGACGAUGAAGAUGAGGACGACACUGGCAUAGGGGAGGGGGAUGAUAGCAACGAAGAGACUGGCAGUGCUGAUGGUAAUGAAGAUUAUGAAGGAGAUGAUGCUGAAGGAGCUGAUUGUACAGAUCCUGAUACUGAGACAGAGGAUGGCAUGAUUGCGGUAGAAGACAACCAAAGGGCAGCAGACUCGCAGAAUAUUGGGGAUUCUGGUGCAGGUACUGCAGAAUCUACAUUUCCUCAAGAAACAAGAGAACAACCUUCAUCUGCUUCAGACAGGCAAGGCCCCCGGCCUCCACAAUCACCUCGAAGGCAAGCCCACCCUCCACGUCUGACCAUCCUUGCUCCACCACAGGAGCUAGGACCACCACCAGCACAGAGAAUUCCAGUGCCACGCAGGCAAUCUGUGGGACGUGGCCUUCAACUUACACCUGGUGUAGGUGCCAUGCAACACUUUUUUGAUGAAGAAGAUAGGACAGUGCCUAGCACACCCACACUUGUGGUACCGCAUCGGACAGAUGGCUUUGCAGAAGCUAUUCAUUCCCCACAGGUAGCAGGUGUACCUCGUUUCAGAUUUGGUCCACCAGAAGAUAUGCCACAGGCUAGCUCUAGCCAUUGGGACCUUGGCCAACUUGCCUCUCAAGGAGGUUUAGGAAUGUAUGAAACUCCCCUCUUCCUUGCACAUGAAGAAGAGUCGGGUGGUCGCAGUGUUCCAACAACACCACUACAAGUUGCUGCACCUGUCUCAGUCUUUGCUGAGAAUCCAGCUGCCGAUACUUCCGAUCACGCCUCCCAGUCUGUUCCAAUGGUGACCACAUCUACUGGGAAUGUUCCCACAUCUGUGGACUCUGGAGCUGCUGAUGAAGGGGAUGAAGUAUUUGUGGAGGCAGAAUCUGAAGGAAUUGGUGCAGAAUCCACACUUGAGAUGGACACCCAACAGGAGGAACCUGUUCAACCUUCUGAGGCAGAUCUUCCUUCCACGAGUCAAGACCCACCUACAGUUCUAUUGCUGACACAAGCAGUAGCAAACCAAAGCCCCGAAGAGUAUGGCUCCAACCACAGCCCGGUGGCCGUCCAUUUAAAAGAUCAAGAGGUUUGUGUAUUGUUUAGUCAAACCCGCCUGCUACCUUAUAUUUGAGGACAUGCCUACUAGGUAGAAAAGAUUUUGCUCAUUUGUUGGCAAUUUGUGAAUAGGCUGUAGUCCUCAAAAUUGUAUUUUUGAAAAUAUGCUGUUCGUCUUAGACUAGGUUCCUACUUAAGUCCCAUAUACAGUUGUGCUGAACUGUCCUGGUAUUAGUAUUCUAUAACUUCAAAAAAGAUCUAGGCCACUUUAAUAACUCACUCAGAUAUAGCAGAACAUUUAUUUUAAUCAGUAGAAAUAGCACUACAACCAUUUUCAUUUAGUUACAUGUCUAACUAUAGUUAAGAGUAGGGAUGCACUGAAUUCGGGAUUCGGCCGAACCGAAACCUAAUUUGCAUUUGGGAAAUCACAUGACUUUUUGUCGCAAAACAAGGAAGUAAAAAAUGUUUUCCCCUUUCCUCCCCUAAUUUGCAUAUGCAAAUUAGGAUUUGGUUCAGUAUUCGCCCAAAUCUUUUGUGAAGGAUUCAGGGGUUCAGCCGAAUCCAAAAUAGUGGGUUGGGUUCACCCCUAGUUAAGAGAUUCCUAUGUUCCCUGCAGUUGUUGCCUUUGAGCACACAGUAGCUGCAGACCAGGUAGUUAAAGGAGAAUGAAAUUUAAAUAUACCACUUUAAAUCGCCCUUCCCAAAAUGAAUACUCCAUGAAUAUGCCAAAACUGGCACUCUGAAAUCAAAACCGGAGUACUCCUUUUGUGGCUACUCUGUUACAAGUCUAUAUACUGAAUAUUCUGGUGCUGCUCUGGUAUCUGUGCCCGAGGUUCUGUGAACUGCACAUGAAUUCUGGAAAAUGGAGCUCUCUUCUGCUCAUGUACCAAUUGCCAGCCACACCUGUAGUGUUGCCCACAUUUGGCUCAAAACAGGAUUGGGCCUGAGUUUAAGGGACCCUGAAAAAAAAUAUAUACGUUCCCCUCUUAAAUCUGCACAUAGACAAAUACCAUGAGAAAAUAAUAACAUGAGAAGUUCUGUAGCUUAUGAACGAUCAUCACUGCCUGAUCCAAGUAACCCACAGUAGAAUGUUGAGCAGAAUUUGAUUUAGUCCAGGAAAGUUUCCCGUUUAAUGUAUGAAUGAAAAAAUGAAUGAAAUCACUGACCAUUCACACAAGCUUGUUAAAGAAACUAAAAUUUAUUCAUAUAAUAUUUUGUUGUGGCGAGAGACCAGUUAUAAAAAUAGACGCAAUCCUGCAGUUUCUGGUCUUUUCUGCUAUGGUGAUGGUAUAUUCAAUGACAUCACUGCAAAAGUUACAGAGUAAAUAGAUGUAUCCCCCACACACACAUUCAUUUGCAUUAUGUCUGGUUUCUGCAUUUUAUUUUUGAGACCCCUAUAAUUGCACACAAAGAGGUUCUUUCAUGCAACAAUUGAUAUGGUUGCUACAGUCCCCAUGCCUUUUUUUUAUUUUUUUUUAUUUAGUUUGUUGACUUGUGAGCUAGUUAGUCAAUAUUAAUGUAUGUCUUUUGUUCCCCCCCCCGGUGGCUCUGAAUUUCGGGGAAGAGGUGGAAUAAACCGAAGUAACAUUUAAUGCACGUUUUCUGCAUUUGUGAAUAAAUAGGCUUUUCUGUUGUGUUUUUAGAAUGAUCGUAAAUCUUAAGCUUUUUUUUUUUUUUUUUCUAUGAGCGAAAAUUAAAUUCUUUAUUAAUAAAUCGUUUUCUUUGUCUCAUUCUUUGCAUUUGUACCAGUCCUUUGAUAUUUUCUGUUCAGAGUUGGGCGGCGGCUUCACUGCAACUUUACUGGUUAUGUUUAUGUUGUAAUAUUUCUCUGGAAUAAAUAAAAAUGACACGUCAGAAUAAAUGAGAAAAUAUACACAUUUCUGGGUUAUU
Xenopus laevis (African clawed frog) is the source of this 3746-nucleotide messenger RNA. RefSeq names its product translocated promoter region, nuclear basket protein L homeolog (gene tpr.L). Gene Ontology annotation, cellular component: nuclear pore. Bases 580 to 1932 code for a protein of 450 amino acids. The record is from RefSeq and is a predicted model, not a curated record. Gene Ontology annotation, biological process: mRNA export from nucleus; regulation of mitotic spindle assembly. Gene Ontology annotation, molecular function: structural constituent of nuclear pore. The transcript is spliced from 12 exons. Lineage: Eukaryota; Metazoa; Chordata; Amphibia; Anura; Pipidae.